This is a messenger RNA of Drosophila melanogaster (fruit fly), 1709 nucleotides long. RefSeq lists its product as uncharacterized. The record is from RefSeq and is marked reviewed. Bases 86 to 1447 code for a protein of 453 amino acids. Lineage: Eukaryota; Metazoa; Arthropoda; Insecta; Diptera; Drosophilidae. The transcript is spliced from 2 exons.
UUGGUCACACUUUCUGUUUCGGUCAAAACAAACUGAACAAUAGUUAAUGUUUUUAAACAUUUUCGAUGCGACUGCAUAAUUAGGCAUGGAAAUCGGCAACGAUCAGUCCUAUCAGGACUUCUUCGACAAGUUGCGAAGUGAAUCGGGUCCUCGCAACUUGCGCCAGAUCUUUGAGGACGACGAUCGUCCGCUGGCGAACGAAUCAUCCAGCUUGCGCUAUCAGCCAGGCAGCUCCAAAAAAUUGCAGGCUGGCAAAAGACCGGCCAUGACCAGGAGUAGCACCCAGGAGACGGGUGAUUCACCGCCUGCCGCCUGGAACACGGCCAUUGCCAAGGUGGUGCAUGCCUAUCGGAGCAGCGAGAACGUUGGACGCGUCGGCCUGGCCCUCUCGAUUCUGGGCGAGAUGGAGGCCAGCAAGCUGAUUGUCUACCGCAGCAAGAGUCAGGUGCUGACCACGCUGCAGUUGACACCGCGUGGCGGCAAGGUGAUACUGCGCGAAUCCUAUCUGCAGUUCUACGAUGACGAGCAGCGCUUCUGGAGCCUGCGAUUCGACAAGGAACCGGAUGAGAAGGAAUUCAUAACGUUUAUGGUCAAAAACAAACUGCCAGUGGAGCACUAUCUCAGCGAGAUCUCAUCCUCCAGCUCGGCAUCGCCUUCGCGUGAGGAUUUAUCUAAGAUCCGAACUAAAGCAACGGUCACAAAGACGACGCCUAAUCCGCCACAGCCGCAACCACGUUCCCGCGUAACGCUGCCAACGCUGGAGAAGGCGGACGAUGAGGAACGCGAACGGGAAACAGAGACACCUUCCAAUGAGGAUGUGAUAGUAACGCCAGUGCCGCGACCCAUAGGUUCGUCAAAUGCUCACAGGAAACUCAGUGCCAGUUCCCUGGCGGUGGCCAACGCUUCAACGAGCAGCGAUACUCCGUUGGCUGUGACGACACUGGACAAAUAUCUAGACGAACAGCGUGCCUCGGGUGCGUUAAUGGAGCACAAGAUGGACGCCAUUCUGCAGGCCAUGAAUCGCAUGGGCGGCCAGUCGAGUGUUGCGCCCAAGAAGCCCAGUGAUCCGCUGCUGGAACGCGACAGCGAGGACGAGAUGCUGGAGCUGGAGCAGAAGCUGCUCAACUUGAAGCGGGAGAAUCGAGCGCUAAUGCGCAACCUCAAGGCACGCGAACAGGCGCUGGAGGAUCUACGCUGCUCGGCGUGCGCCCUUUGCGAGGAGCUACUAGUCCAGAAUGGCGAGCUCAAGUCGCAGAAUGCCCAGCUGUUGUUAGCCAGCCAGCAUAUUUCCGAUUCAAGCACAGCUGCUUCGCCUGCCCAUUGCCGCAAUUGCGAGUCGUCUUCCCGGCAAAUAGCCAAAAUGCAGCUACACAUUUCCGCACUGCAGGAAGCGCUGCGAAUCUUUCAGAAAUCAGGCGACUCCAGCUCCAGUUCGGGUCGGUUAUAGCACCUAACGUAGGCGUAUUAUAUAUGUUCGGUAUUACUAUCGAAAAGUGUAUUAAAUCAUUUGUUAGGUCGCGUAACAUAUCCACAAAUACAAGCCAGACACUAUUAGCUAUCUUUAAGUCAUUAGAUUGCCAUGUUAUUGGGCUCAUUUACAAAGCGAUUUUCUAAUCUAUUACAACUAUUAUUACUAAAUGUGAGAUAUAAAAUAUGUUGCGGAAGAUUAUAAUUAAUAGCAACCCAUGCUUUGCUCUCUCUCAAUUAUG